Molecule: messenger RNA, 6345 nt
Organism: Zeugodacus cucurbitae (melon fly)
Lineage: Eukaryota; Metazoa; Arthropoda; Insecta; Diptera; Tephritidae
Gene: Epac
Product: rap guanine nucleotide exchange factor 4
Exons: 21
Coding region: 602-3607 (1001 amino acids)
Biological process (GO): positive regulation of GTPase activity; Ras protein signal transduction
Cellular component (GO): plasma membrane
Molecular function (GO): guanyl-nucleotide exchange factor activity
Source: RefSeq, a predicted model, not a curated record
UAUCUGGGCAAAUACUAACAUUUAACAAAAGUACCAAAUAUUAAUUCGAAAACUAAACUAAUUACAUAUGUAUAUCACAAAUGUACGUAUAUAUAUAUAUAUAUAUAUAUAUAUUACUGCAUACAUUUGUAAUUGAUCAAAAGAGUGUUUGAGCAUAAAUCAUAAAUUAAAAGACACUUCAGCAAAUACAGUCAGGGAACAGCUGUUAAAGGAAAUUAAAGAAAUAAAAAAGUGAUAACAGUUAUGCAAAGACAUUGUCAGUUUAUCUGAAUGUAUCGCUCUUUUGAUCGAUGAGUCGCUAUCAAAACGUAUUAAAACAACAUUGAAUAGAAACAACAUAGAAAAAAAAUAUUACUUAUAAAGCAAUGCGUAGGAUGGAAGUGAUGAAAUGAGUAUUUUAUAAAAAAUUAAUAACUAGCCUUUAGUCUUCAAAAUAAAUGACUAUUCUCAGCCUGAAUACUAAUAUAUCUACAUCAAAGAAAAGCAAUGUAGAUUUAAUUUGGUCCUACACGUUUUUAAAUUUCCUGUAAUAAGAAAAAUAAUACCGGAAACAUUUACAUUAUUUAAUUGUGGAGAAAAAUUAAUAUAAACGCCGCAAAUAAUGGCAAUGGAAUGGAUUACGGCGAUGGACAAACGUCCUUGUGAUCGCAACUUGCGCGAUGCUGAGCUGAUAUCCUGUCGGCUGCGACGCGUGGAGCCAUUGUGCCGUCUACCCAGUUCGGCACUGCAACAAUUGGCAAUGUGCGGCUUUUAUGAGGAUUUAGAAAAGGGCGUAACAUUAUUUCGUGCUGGUGAACAAGGUCGUUUUUGGUACGCCGUUCUAGGUGGGUCACUGGAAGUUCGUUAUCAUGCUUCAGAUACCGAUGCCAAAGCACCAGUAACUCUGUGCAAUCUCAGUGUGGGUGCUACAUUCGGCGAGUCCAUAUUACAUGAGCUACCACGAGAUAGCACCGUUGUAACGAAAACCACUUGCGAGCUUCUUCGUGUAGAACAACAAGAUUUUCGACUAAUUUGGGAAAAAAAUAAAGAAUUGAUGAAUGACAUUAUUACAACUUGCAAAUUGAAAAAUGGGUUCGGUUCCGGAGUUUCUCCAGUUGCUUCAUCCCCAACCAAGCGACCUCUAAGUCCUGAUCAUCCUAAUCCCGCUUUACCUAUUUCUGAGUAUCCGAGUCCCACAAUGAAUCGGAUGGGUUGGGCCUUGCGAACACUCCUCAUUGCUGACUGUUCAAGCUGUCUCAAGGAUAGAAAAGUUGCUGGUAAAUUUAUUCGCAAAUGUGCACCAGGUACGGAAUUGGUAGACUGGCUGUUGAAUUUGUCAUCUAUUGUUCAUACCAGGGCCCAAGCAGCUGGCAUGUGGCAAGCGCUGCUCGAAGAAGGCGUGCUAUCCCAUGUGAAUAAAGAGCAACCCUUUAAGGAUAAAUGCUUCUUGUACCGGUUUCGUGUUGACGAAGAUGGCACAGCCAGCAGCUACUCGACGACUGAGGAUAUCAAUGCGGCUAAUGAGCAUGUCCGUGAGUCUCUGAGCAUACUUUUCCAACGUGGACCAGAUGCAAUACUGAGAAUGAUUUUACGCAAGCCCUCACAUGAACGAACCCCUGAAGAACUUGAACUGAUUUUUGAAGAACUUUUACACAUAACAGCCCUUUCACAUUUGUCGACAAGUAUAAAACGUGAACUCUCCUCUAUUAUCGUUUUUGAAUCACAUGCAAAGGCUGGAACUAUACUAUUUAAUCAGGGUGAUGAAGGUCGUUCAUGGUAUAUAUUACUCAAAGGAUCUGUGGACGUUGUAAUCCAUGGCAAAGGUACUGUAGCUACCCUAAAGAAUGGUGAUGAUUUUGGUAAACUCGCAUUAAUAAACGAUGCUCCCAGAGCUGCAACGAUCGUCUUAAAGGAGAAUGAUUGUCACCUUUUGCGUGUUGAUAAGGAACAUUUCAAUCGUAUUCUGCGCGAUGUAGAGGCUAACACGUUGAGACUUCAAGAACACGGCAAGGAUGUUUUAGUCCUUGAGCGAGUGGCUAAGCAACGGGGCCAGCAUUCGGCGUUUAAGUAUACGGUCAUGUCGGGUACACCAUCAAAGAUGUUAGAACAUUUACUGGAAACUCGGCUCGGCAAUCAAGUGAGCGGUUUGGAUCCCUUUUUGGACGAUUUCUUGCUUACACACAUUGUUUUCAUGCCUGUUGUGCAACUAGUGGAUGAGUUGGCCAAUUAUUUUCAUUGCGAUUCUAAUAAUGGCUCGCAAACCCCAGAGGAUCGGGAAUAUAUAAUUAACUUCAAGAAGCGCGUUGUACAGUUCAUGCAAAAAUGGGUGACAGCCGUACGUCAUGCAGCAUUCGACGAACCAAGUGUCUGUGAUUUUAUUGAGGAUUUAGCAGCUGAAAUAGAACUCGAUCAAGAACUGAGCGAAGAAACUAGCAUUAUACACAAUGUUCUAACGCAAAUGACACGCUACCAGGAGGACCGUAAUCAAAACACUGGCCAGAAAUGGAAGUUACCACCAAAUGGACAGCCUAUUUGUUUAUUUAGCGGUAAUACUACGCCUUCAAAAACUAUUAUUCGGCCCGAUGACGAUAUAAUAUUCCGGGUAUACUGCGCUGAUCACACAUAUUGCACUUUACGAUUUCCUCUGCAUACCACCGCCGAGAUAAUUAAGGCAUGUGCUGCCGAUAAGUUGCAAUUAAACCGAGGACCUGAAGAUCUAGUACUAGUCGAAGUAAAAUCGAAUGGAGAGCGUUCAGUCUAUAAAGACAAUGAUGUUAGCGUUCCCACUGGCCUGAGCCUGAAUGGUCGUCUUUUUGUCUCGGUGAAAGAUCAUCUAGACGCAUUGACUUCCCUCCCCGAGCAAGAAGGUCCUAUUGAAGGCAUAGACAUUGAUUUAGAAGUAAUGAGCACCAAAGAAAUAGCCUACCAAAUGACACUUUUUGAUUGGGAUCUGUUCUGGGCAGUACAUGAGUAUGAACUUCUAUACCAAACAUUCGGGAGACAUCACUUUGGCAAAAUAACCGCCAAUCUGGAUGUAUUUCUUCGCCGCUUUAAUGAAUUGCAAUUCUGGAUCGUCACGGAAAUCGUGUCUACCAGCAGCAUGUGUAAACGCGUUGGAUUAUUAAGGAAGUUUGUCAAAUUAGCUGCCUACUGCAAGGAAUACCAAAAUCUGAAUGCUUUCUUCGCCAUCAUCAUGGGUCUUUCAAAUAUGGCAGUUUCGCGACUCACGCAAACCUGGGAGAAAGUACCUUCGAAAUUUCGGAAAUUGUUUCAGGAAUUCGAAGCUCUUAUCGAUCCCAGUCGAAAUCAUCGUGCGUAUCGUGUUUAUGUAGGCAAACUGCAACCGCCAGUAAUACCUUUCAUGCCACUUUUAUUAAAAGAUAUGACUUUUGCCCAUGAAGGCAAUAAAACUAGCUUAGAAGGACUAGUUAAUUUCGAGAAAAUGCAUAUGAUGGCGCAGACCAUGCGCACGAUUCGUUUCUGUCGUUCUCGAAGUUUAGGACUUGAGCCACCGUCACCAAAGAGUGAAGGAGAAGUGCGUUCAUAUAUUAGUUGCCUGCGUGUAAUUGACAACCAGCGGGUUUUGACAGCUAUGUCACAAAAAAUUGAACCAAUACGAAAAGCAUAAAGCAAGUAUCUUAGCUAUCACCUACAUAUAUAUUAUCGGUAAUUAUUCAUGUUUUUUAAUUCCAUAUACUUUGAAAUAUAAUACUAAUAUCUUUAAUUAUAUACAUAUGGUGCAUAAUUAGUAUAUGGUAAAUUAAAGCUCAAAAUAGUUCCACUGUUGCUUAUUUCUAAAGUCCCUAUCUAACAAUUGUUAAAAUAAAAAAAAAACUAAAUGUAUGUACACAAAAAGUAAGCUUAAUACUCUUAUUCAUAGAAAGCAUUAAAUUUACAAUAAAAAUAUAUAUUCCAUUUAUUGAGUAUUAUAAGUUCCAUAAAUCAAUCUUAAGUUUGGUCGUUCCAGCAAAUUCAAAGUUACAUGUAUUCAGUACUAACUGUUAUAUAAUUUGUAAAUUUUGUUUCAAGUGUACAACUACACGACCUAGAAACUAUGAGCACUUCUUAAAUAAAUUAAACAAUAGACCUAUAAUGUAUAGAUUAUCCCGGUUUAGCUCAGCACAGAAAAAUAUAAUAGUCAAAGCACUGUCAAAUCACGAUUUCAAUGGACCGAAAUACUCGUACGAUAUCGAUUUCAGUCUGACCAGUUUUCUCAUGCAAUUCUCCAAUCUAUUAAUUUCAUAAGAUUUGUUACAGUCGUCUACUUUUAUUGACUUUUGUAGAAAAAUCUCUAAAUGUUUAAACUUAAAAUUUUAGCUGGUUAUUUGUUUCUGAUAUUCACAUACAUACAUGUACGAGAACAAACAUGUACAUAUAUGUGUAUCAUAUUAUUUACAUUCUGUACAUGUAUUUUAUUAAAAGUAUAUAUUAUUAUUAAAGUAAAUCGGCCAAUAAGGUGAUGUAAAAUUUGAUAGAUAUCCACUUUUCCAAUAACACAGUCGUAACAAUAGUAAUUAUAAAACGCUUAUCAAUUCUGUUUCUACUGUCUCUGUGACAAAUCAGAAGAUUAGCUGAAAAUAUUGUUAGAAGUUUGCAUUAUCUUCAGUAAAUAUUCGAUUGUAAUUUCGUUUUUCGUGUAAUUAAUAGGAAAUAAAUUGUGACAGGUACAUAUAAAUAAAUGUUUAAUGAAAAUAUAUUUUUCGCUUUGCAAUGCCGAAUAUGCUAAUAUUUUAUGCCAAAUUAAUAUUCGUAUAUAUUGUAAAUAAGCAUGCGCGUAGGAAUAUAUGUAUGUAUUAUAAACUUUUUAGCAUAUUUAGUAGUACGUAAACACAUAAACACCAACAACUUCAAUAUUUUGAUUAACCCUUAUUUACUUAAAUACAUACAUAUAUUAUAGUAUGUUAAAAAUUAUUAUUCAAUAAAAUGUACCACCAUCGAGGUGAAAAUGUAUGUAUAGCUAUAAGAAAUUGUAUUCAAAAGAUCAAAAACAUGAAUAAAUUACGUGACCUACUUUUCUUCGAUCUAUAAAAAUCAAAAUAUUAGGGAAUCAGAAAAAGUCUGUAGAUUGGUAAGCAAUUAUCACAUUAAUAAAUCAUAAAUUGAUUCAUUAUAAUUUCAUAUUUUCAUCCGAAGACAACUCUAUUACUGCUACGAAAAUUGACUACGCUUGUAACUACCUACAAAUAAUUUUGUUCCUUAAGCAAUAAUAUAAAAAUAUAAAAAACCAAAACUAGGAGCCUUAGAUCUUAUAUCUAGAGAAAACAAAAAACACCCAAUGGUUUCUUAAAAAUCGAAUUUUAUAUUUACAUUAUUUCGUUUAAUUGACAAUUCUAAAUGUAUAACACCAAACCGCAACAUACACAAUAGGGAUAAUGAAAGUUUAUAUACAAAGCCUUUAUUACUUUAUCUAUAGCAAAUUUCGAAAGUCGUCCAUUUACUAUAUAAGUAUUAACCUAGAAUAUUUGUAGAAACAAAUGUCGCCAAAGAAGUCGGAUCAAAUUUAGUACCUUUAUUAUUAUUUAAAAAACAAUAUUUAAAAUAAGGUUUUAAUUAAGACAAUUCACUUAUAUCUCGAAAAAAAUAUUACUAUAUUUGUUACUAAACUUCAAUAACUAACAUUAAUUUAUUAGAAAUUUAGAAUAAAUUAGCAACAAAUUAUGACAGUAUAGAUAUAGAUGUUAAUGUGAUUAGAUUUGACAAUCUUGAAAUUACACCAUAAGAGCAUAAUUCUACAUUUUAAUAAACACUUAUACCUAACAUACAUACAUACUACAUAUGCAUAUUGAUGUGUCGCAAUGUGCAUGAAAGGCGUAUACUUAAAACUGACUUUUGUAGACUUAAAAUUAAUAUACCUCACUAAGGUCCAAGAGACAUUAAACACCGCAUAUACAAUAGAGAUCUGCACGAGUGCUUUUGACAUUAACGAAUAAGAGUACAAGCCAUUUUUGGGAACAUAGAGAGCUUUGUAUAACUGGAAUCGUAUAGAAUCGGACGAUUACCAUAUCGGUAUCACCGUAAGCGCCACAUGUGCAUAUACAUACAUACAUAAUAUGUAUUUUAAAAUAAUUGCAGGUCAUAAUAAGUAAAAUAAAUAAAUUAAAAAAACUACUACGGCAGCGAUAUGAAAUUUAAAUUCCGAAAUAUUCCUUGAAAUGUUUCUAAUUUAUAUACAAACCAUAUAUGUACAUACAUAUAUUCAAUUUCUGUAUACUUGUUUUCUUUUUAGAUACUGGUGCAGGUCUCUAGAACACUGUUGAUUUCCAAAAAAUCCUCUUUAGCAUAUGAGCAUAUGUACACACAUACAAUGAAACAUUUGAAAUUACUCCUCUCAUUGAAAAUGGGAAUGAUUUUAAUGACUUUAUUUUG